Messenger RNA from Tachysurus fulvidraco (yellow catfish), 2480 nucleotides. RefSeq names its product tripartite motif containing 13 (gene trim13). Bases 25 to 1239 code for a protein of 404 amino acids. Gene Ontology annotation, biological process: positive regulation of macroautophagy; positive regulation of canonical NF-kappaB signal transduction; innate immune response. NCBI's taxonomy places the organism in Eukaryota, Metazoa, Chordata, Actinopteri, Siluriformes, Bagridae. The record is from RefSeq and is a predicted model, not a curated record. The transcript is spliced from 2 exons. Gene Ontology annotation, molecular function: zinc ion binding.
UUUCAGUGAACUGGCAAGCCCGUCAUGGAUCUGCUGGAGGAGGACCUGACAUGCCCGAUAUGCUGUUGUCUUUUUGAAGACCCACGUGUGCUGCCGUGUUCACAUAGUUUCUGCAGGAAGUGUUUGGAAGGCAUCCUGGAGGAUAACCGAAGUCCAGUUUGGAGACCUGCGUUCAAAUGCCCGACGUGCCGAAAGGAGACCGCGCACAACGGCAUCUCGAGCCUGCAAGUUAACUAUUCCCUGCGCAGCAUCGUGGAGAAGUACAACAAAAUCCGUGCGAGCCCAAGAAUGUCUCAGUGUCGCGCUCACAGUGGACAACCCCUGAACAUUUUCUGUGCCACCGACCUGAAGCUCAUCUGCGGCUUUUGCGCCACUACAGGAGAGCACAAAGGGCACAAGUUCUGCGCGCUAGAGGAGGCGUAUGAGCGAGAAAAGGUCGCCUUCGAUGAUUUGCUUCGUGCCGUUGAGAGUUGGAAAGGCGCUGAAGUUCUCUCCUGUCUGGAAGCUCUCGAGGGGGCGAAGAAAAAAGCCCUGCAGAUGGCCUCGAGAGACUUGGAUAGGGUCGCGGAAUAUUUCGACAAGCUGCUCCGUGCCCUUGAACACAAGCGCAGCGAAAUCCUGUCGGACUUUGAAAGCCUAAAGUUGUCGGUCAUGCAAACAUUCGACCCGGAGAUCAACCACCUCCGCUCGGCGCUCGAGGAACAGCAGCGGGCGCUGCGCCUCGCCGAGUCGUUUCGCUCCCUCUCCGACCCGCUUACCUUCUUGCAGUGUAUGCAGGACUUCCGCGAGAAAGUGCGAGCUAUUCGCGAGACGCCGCUGCCCGCGCGCACGGACGUGGACGUUGGCGCGCUCGUACCAAGCUUCGACGUGCACGAGUGGGACCGUGUGCGUCUAGGAGACGUGGACGCGCUGCGCGCUCCGCAUGAUGGGGGGGCUCUCCGUUCGCCGACGGCUCGCAUUGGCCCCCCGCGUCUCUCCCGAUUCGUGUGGAGUUGCGCCGUCCUGGUGUGCGUGUGCCUGUGCGUGCUGAACUUUCUCCCCGUUGACUGUUUCGCCGCGAGUCUCUGCACUAAAGCGGUGUCCGCUCUUGCCGCUGUCUCUGUGCCCGCGCCUGCAGAAAUGCUGCGGUGGAUCUCGCUUUGCUGGCAGGAGGUGGCGGGAGUGUGCGCGCUCAUUACAGAGCUCUGCAGGAACUGCAUUACUGAGCUCAUCGACACCACGUCAGAGUUUAUCAGCUGAUUUCCAACCGGUGGACUUUUUCUUAUCUACCUUCUGAAUCUGAGGUGCACACAACAGAAUGUAAUUGAAAUACAGGCCUAAGUAUUUCACCUGCGUGCAUUAAUACAUUUAUAUUACUGUCUGUUUGUGUUUUUUUUUGUUUGUUUUUGCUUUACGCACAGUCAGCUUGUGUGGAAAUUAAAGUUGAACAUUUGCAAAGUAAUGUUAGCUAUUUCAGUUAAGUGAGAAAUAAUUGUGGGUGAUGGCUUAAAAUUUGUUUAAGACUCAAACUAAAAUUUUGCUUAUCAAAUAACUUCCUUAUCCUAAAACUCAGAUUAGUUCGAAUUUUCCCAACCAUACUGUGUUUUUUUGCAAUUAUUAUUAAUGGUGGAAUUUAUGAAAAAGAAGGAAAGGUUAAUUGUUAUGCAUGUCGGUAUAUAUAUAUAUAUAUAUAUAUAUAUAUAUAUAUAUAUAUAUAUAUAUAUAUAUAUAUAUAUACAUACACUCACACACACACACACACACACACAAACUUUAUAAAAUGUACACAUUAUAUAUUUUCUACCUAAAGGGAUUGAAUGUUGUGGUGAGUCCACUAUAAGCCCGGUUUGUUGUUCUUUAUGGGGAUUAUCACUUUUGUAAAAAAAAAAAAAAUAAUAAUAAUCUAUUGCCCAAAUGUGUUUUAUAGGCCUGUAGCUUCGGCUGCUGAUUAUAACAUGCACCUUAUAAGAAUGAAAAUAAUGCUUGCUUGCUUUUGUUUGUAACUUUAUGGCUUUGUGCUAUUUCUGCACUAAUAAUCAUGGAGUAUAUAUUUGGGAUUGAUCCCGUCUACCUGUUUGCUGUACACAUCGGUACUGUAAAUAACCUGCUGUGUAGGCCUACAACAGGGUGAGUUAUUCUGGGAGAAUCCUCCUUGCAUCCUACUUUUGUGUUUCUUUAAAACUGAAAUCCUCCAGUAAACCAUCCUGGUGACGUCACCGCUCCCACCGGUUCACCGAUCAAGUCUUGCACACACGAAGUAUAAAUUUAGCCGACUGUUGCCAGGCAAUUUCUGCAUGAAAAGUGACAUUAGUUUUGCCCCCACCCCAACAGCCUAGUUUAUAAAAAUAAGUGUUAUAUAAUGAAGAGUGAAUACCAGUGAACGAGUGCGUCACCCAGCUGUUUCAGGGAACCCUGCGAGCUGUCCGUGGCUCUUUAUCACUGUUUUUCUUUCUUUUUAAUAAUUAAACGCUUAAACAUAAUAAAGGAUAACCAUUUACACA